AUGAAUAAAAAGAUAUUUAGUUUAGUUUGCAUCGCCUUGUAUGCCAUUUUUGCUGUACCAAUACAUUGCUCCGAAGAGAACGUAUCUGAUGUAGGAAAUAAAAGCGUUUGUGGUACAAAAGAAAUAAACACAAAUGACGAAAACAGUGAUAUAGGACAUAAACACGAAAAUCAAUUAAACAAUAACAAUCCUAAAGAUGAUAAUGACAAAACCCCCCAAAAAAAAAAAAAAAAUAAAAAUAAAAAUAAAAAUAAAGGAGGCAAUAAUUAUGGAUUUUAUCCUACGACAUCAUCGUCAUCAACGGGAGAUGCAUUCCUCGCAGGUUUCUUGAGAAUGAGGCAUAGAACUUAA
Messenger RNA from Plasmodium yoelii, 351 nucleotides. Its product is annotated as fam-c protein. NCBI's taxonomy places the organism in Eukaryota, Apicomplexa, Aconoidasida, Haemosporida, Plasmodiidae. The transcript is spliced from 2 exons. The record is from RefSeq and is a predicted model, not a curated record. Bases 1 to 351 code for a protein of 116 amino acids.